This is a messenger RNA of Chanos chanos (milkfish), 2347 nucleotides long. Its product is annotated as forkhead box protein J3-like. NCBI's taxonomy places the organism in Eukaryota, Metazoa, Chordata, Actinopteri, Gonorynchiformes, Chanidae. Bases 269 to 2260 code for a protein of 663 amino acids. The record is from RefSeq and is a predicted model, not a curated record. The transcript is spliced from 13 exons. Gene Ontology annotation, biological process: regulation of transcription by RNA polymerase II. Gene Ontology annotation, cellular component: nucleus. Gene Ontology annotation, molecular function: DNA-binding transcription factor activity, RNA polymerase II-specific; RNA polymerase II cis-regulatory region sequence-specific DNA binding.
ACCCGGGAUAAUUGUCAACGAAACUAUCAUCGGCACCUUGUGUCGAAGGAGAUCCUGAGGAAAGAAGUAUCCGGCGUGUGUCAAGUGUGUUGUUUCUCUUGUGCUGAUGUCUCAACUGAGAAUAAUACAGUAUUAGCAAGACUGCUACCAGUAUUUGGCCCAAGGAAGUUUCUAAGUCAAGGACCUAUGAACAUGCAGCCCGGAAGACCAGUGAAAACAUCCUCGGUAGGCACCACACGAUCCUGGACUGGAACAGAAAUGAAAAGGAAUGGAACAACCUGCGAUUGGGGUUGCACUGAAACAGAGACAUUGUAAUCAGAGGGAAAUCACAUCCCCCAUAGACAGCUCUUCAGACCACAGCCGUGUCUCCUGUUCAAAUAUGACAUCUGAGCUGGAGAGCAGUUUGACCUCCAUGGACUGGUUGCCCCAGUUGACUAUGCGGGCGGCCAUCCAGAAGGCAGACAUGACCCACGGUGCCCACGGGCCGGGCCUGAGCAAGAAAAGUGCUCUACCAGACCCCCACACCACACUGGAUCAGGAGGAGGCAGCACAACAUAAAGACGGCAAGCCGCCCUACAGCUAUGCCAGUCUCAUCACCUUUGCUAUCAAUUCUUCGCCAAAGAAGAGGAUGACCUUGAGUGAAAUCUACCAGUGGAUCUGCGACAACUUCCCCUACUACCGGGAGGCUGGCAGUGGCUGGAAGAACUCCAUUCGGCACAACCUUUCUCUGAACAAGUGUUUUCUCAAAGUGCCUCGCUCUAAAGAUGACCCCGGAAAGGGAUCCUACUGGGCCAUUGACACAAACCCAAAGGAGGACUCAGUGCCCAGCAGGCCAAAGAAGAGACCGCGCUCUGGAGAGAGGGCCUCUACACCGUACAGUCUGGAGUCGGACUCCCUGGGAAUGGAGCGAAUCAUGCCUGGAAGUGCCUCUCCUGCUCUGGCAAUCAACACUGUGACUAACAAGGUAGCGUUGUACAACACGGAGCAGGAGGGCAGCGAUAGUCCUCGGAGCAGCCUUAACAACAGCCUGUCAGACCAGAGCUUGGCCUCAGUUAAUCUCAACAGUGUUAGCAGCGUCCACACCUACACCCCGGGCUCUGUUCAUUCGGAGCCGGCGUCCCAGUCUCUCAGUCUGCAGGCUACGGCACAGCCUCUCUACACUGUACCGACUGACCGUGACAAACAGCUGCUCUACUCUGACUUUGAAGAUCUGAGUGCCUCCUUCCGUAGCCUUUACAAGUCCGUUUUUGAGCAGUCUUUCAAUCAGCAAGGUCUCAUGAACAUGUCCAGUGACUCUUCUCAACAGAGUCGAACCUCCUGCUCUUACCAGCACUCCCCCAAUACGACAGUCAACACACACAAUACGCUCCCACACAGCCAGAGCAGCAACAGCGUCACGCACACACAUCCGCACGCGCUCCAGACUCAGAGCGCACACAACUCCCCUCACGGACAGAGCCUGUCCCAGCAGCACCCGGGGCACGGGCCGCAGCAUCACCCCCCGCACCCGUCCCAGCACGCGCAAGCCCACGCUCAGCACAUGACCCAGCACGCGCCUCAACACGCCCCGCCCUCUCACCACCCCCACGCUCAGCACCCGAACAACCACCACCAUCACCACCACCACCAUCAUCAUCAUCAUCUUCCUCCUCCUCAUCACAACCACCAGCAGCAUCAACAGAACCACCAGCAUCACGUCUCAGCCGCACACUCGCCCCACUCCACACAGCAACAGAUGACCUGCAACACCGGGCUUCCUUCAGACUGGUAUCAUAACCUGGACGCACUAAAAAAAAUUUGCCACAUCGCUAGCAGCUACAACUGGGCUGAUGUGGACUUGUCACCGUUCCAGGAUCUGAAGGAAAGUAUGAGACAGGCUGAUCUAAACAACUGGUCACUGGACCCGGGUCAGAUAGCGGACCUCUGCUCUUCCAUCAACCAGUUCUUUGCCCGCACUGGAGUCAUUCCACCGCAGUCCCCUGUGCAGAGUCCUGUCUGCCAUACACCACUGCACCCCAGCAAAGCCAACCAGCAUAUCAACACAGGAAAUAUGUACAUGGACUCCAGACAGGCUAUGUCUCCCAUGAUGGCCCCCACUGGAUAUUCACAUAUGCCCUCCAUAAGCAGCACUGGGCCGUCUAUACCAGGACACCACGCUCAUAUGAAUCAGCAGCACAUGAUGCCUGCCGGAAGUUUCCACAUGCGGCGUAUGGCUGCUGACGACAUCCAGGAUGAUUUUGACUGGGACUCUAUUGUCUAGCCCAAACUCCUGAAGAACACUGUAGGUGGGGCUCAGAACAAGAGCCAGAAGGGGAGUUCAGAGCUGGCCCAACCACGCCGCGGAGGG